Messenger RNA from Cryptomeria japonica (Japanese cedar), 7682 nucleotides. RefSeq lists its product as uncharacterized. The record is from RefSeq and is a predicted model, not a curated record. The transcript has 3 exons. Gene Ontology annotation, molecular function: GTPase activity; GTP binding. Lineage: Eukaryota; Viridiplantae; Streptophyta; Pinopsida; Cupressales; Cupressaceae. Bases 497 to 7495 code for a protein of 2332 amino acids.
GUAGUGGCGAUAGUGGAGCAGUAUCAAACGAUAUUUAAAACUCCAAAGCAGGAGAAGGAAGUGAAAGAGACAGUCAGAGCAGUUAUGAAGGCAGCGCUCACAAUGGCGGCUCCACUUCUGCCUUUCCCUCUUCCACUCACACAGAAUCGAAGAACAGUUGCAAGAACUUGAUUUUUAGUGUUUCUUCUCCGUAACGGUUACGCUAGAAGAAGAAUCUCAUGACUGCGACUUCAUCAAUAAAAAGAACAGACAGUAGUGAUUUUAAGGCGAGCGCAGGAGAUGUAACAUCAAACUGAGUCUUGUGAGCAGAGGUGUAUCGGCUUCCAUUGCUGGUCAUAUGAGGUUGCCGUGAUUCAGGCAGAGGACAGAAUUUGGGAGAAAAAAGGGGACGAGGUUUUCUUUCUGGUUCUCCCUGCAUAUAUAGGCGUUUUCUUCUAGCGAUUGCACUGAGCUCUGUCAGUGUCUGCGUAGUCAUCUUUUAAUUUACCUGCUCCCGAUGUCCGAUCUCGUUUCAUUUCCAACAAGUGGAAUGGCAGAAAUUGCCAUUGCCCAUUCCAUGAAAGAGAAGUCACCUAUGCCGAUGUAUAGCGAAGAGGGAGAGACGUCGGCGUCUGCUGACAUUUUGUCACUGCAUGUUGAUUAUGAAGAUGAAGGUAUGAAAGAGAAGUCACCUAUGCCGAUGUAUAGCGAAGAGGGAGAGACGUCGGCGUCUGCUGACAUUUUGUCACUGCAUGUUGAUUAUGAAGAUGAAGGUAUGAAAGAUAAGUCACCUAUGCCGAUGUAUAGCGAAGAGGGAGAGACGUCGGCGUCUGCUGACAUUUUGUCACUGCAUGUUGAUUAUGAAGAUGAAGGUGUGAAUGCAAGCGCAGUUAUGGAACCGCUGUCUCCUAAUCUGUUUCGGGUUAUGCGCAUUGUCCCAGACAAGCAAGAUUACAGCUUUGUUGAAAAGGUGCAGCUUCCACAAGAUGAAGUUCUAAGCCUCUGUAAUAAGCUUGUGCCCUCCUCUGCCUCUGCCUACCUAGGUGAGCCUCCCCGGGUUCGUAUCAAUUUCAAUUCACUAAAUCAACUAUGCUUACCUGCGGUUGGGUUCUAUGGGGACAAGACCAUGAUGAUAAGCAUUUUCCGCAAGGAAAGUCUGGUAGAUGACUCUGUUCUUGCAGAAAUGGAAGGAAGACUGUUGGAGCCUGGAUUAUAUGUCAGUCUUCCUGAAGAAGGAUGUACCGUCGUGGUUUUUUACUGGCAUGAAGGUGAACAUUUUAAGCAGGCCUCUAGAAAAGAUGUGUCUUGCAAUUUCAUUAGGUACCUAGUUGAACUUUGUGAUAGUGUAUAUGUCUGUGUGGAGGGGAGCUAUCCUUUUGAAGCUCUGGCUGCCUCUGCAACAAGUGCUAGUUCAAAAGCUAAGCGCACCAGAAGGAUUCAAGUCUCCAGUGUCAAGAACUCCGAGAAUGAUGUGGAGCUCAUGACUGGUUAUAAGCUAAAAAUUGAUGGGGAAGCAAAUAGUAAGAGAUCUUCGUCAGGAGCAACUGCAAAUGUUGCAGCUGUGAACAAUUAUCAUGGAACAGUGGUUUUCUGUGAAGGGUAUCAGCACUGUUGUAUCCUAACAACAGAGAAAAGAAGUCCACGGACUUCUAGGAAAACAGAGGAGCUAUCUAUGAAAGCUUCUGAGUUUGGGAAUAAGCUCAAAACCUGGUCUUCGGCGUCCAAUGUUGAUUACUCUAGACUGAGUAAUGAGCAAUUCAUAAGUUUACUUGAAAUUUGUCAGCCGCAGGAGUUUGAAAAGCACUCAAAGUUGAAGGAAUCUUUGAAGAUGAGAGAGUCAGCCAGGAGCUCUGCACAAGUAGAGAAGUUUGAAAGAUGUUUUCUCCAAGUUCUUCCGGAAUUCUGCUAUCACGUUCUCCUUUUCGUGGGCGGCCAAACCAGCACAGCAAAAGAUAGAGAUGGGCGCAGAAAUUUAAAGAAAACGGAAGUGUUAGAUUCAUGCUUUGACAUGGAGGUCGACGGCAACAGAUUUGAGGAACUGCAUCGAGAACUUUCAUUGAUUUUAGCAGGGGAGAACAGUGUUUGCAAUGGAGAUCAGAGGGUGUUGUUGCUCGGAUCAGAUAUCAAAUUCGUAUGUAGUGACUGGGAGCAUACGAUUACCGUUGAAGGCCCGGGUCAAGGAAAGCAGACAACGCCUUUUAUCUGUUAUGGACAAGAAGUUGAUGCCAAGUGCUCGCCUCUGUGCCCCUGCUCCAAAAAGAUCAAUGGAAAGGCGAAGUUCCUGCAGCAUACGAAUGAAUUUAAAGACUUCCCAUUCUCAGGUGAUGUAGUUAAACUUGUUCUAUUUACUCCUGCCAAAUCGGGUAAUAAUGACAAGAAGGAAAUGGAAGGGACUGUUUAUCUUGUUACUAAGACUGCCUCUGUUUCUGCAAUUCGUAGUUGCGUAGAAAACAUUGUUCCUAUUGGAUUGAGGUGCCUGGAAAGAAAUAUAGUUUUCGCUGCCUUCUUGUUGGCCUCUGACGAGCAUCUUGCUUUAAGAUUUAUGAAAGAGGGUUUGACAACCCAAAACACGCGCAGUCUGCCACGCAAUAUUCAAUCUGAAUUUGAAAAAUUCUCUAAAGCCCAGCCUGCUCCGCCCACAGUUGAUCAAGAGGCCCUCUUAUCUCACGACACUCUCAAAACCAUCUGCUGUGAAGUGUAUAAGGACCAGGAACGGAAGUUAAUGGAAAACAUAAAGGGUUUGUCGGCUCUUGUGUUUAAGAAGAAGAAGGUGACUUUGGGGAAGGUGGAGCAGAAGCGUUUCAGAGAAGCCGAGGAUGAGUUUGUGCAGGAAUUGAAGAAGAAGAUGUCCACGGUGAAGAAUGACAGCUUAGUGACCAGAUAUAUUGAAGAAUUUACCACUAAGCGUUCGUCUUAUUCAUAUUCAUGGCUAUGGAACAAGUAUACCGAGCAAAUGGAGCUGAAGAUGAAGGUUUCAAUCGUGGAGGAACAUCCGUUUGUCAUUGUUUAUAAAGCAUGUGAACUGACUCCAAUGAGAAAAGACAUGUCUGAGUUCAACAGCAACUGCGGGCGUCCAAUUGUUCCAACAUGUGGAGAAUCAGUGGAGUUCGCAGUCAUUAAUCCUAAGCAUGAAAGAUUAUUUAAGGUUGUCAUCCUCAAGUCUGGAGAGCUAAUGGUUUUUAUUCACAAUUUUAUAGAUUCCUCCUUGUAUCUGUACCGUUGUCCCAAGAUUGGGUUCAAUAUGAAUAACAUGGGUCGUCCUAUUUAUUCAUUUAGGAGGGGAUUCGAUUUAUUGGCUGUAGAUGAAGCUACCAGAUCUAUGGCUCUUUAUGAAAAAGAGAGAUCAAAGAUUGUAAUAUAUAAGUUUGAUGAGUCAUUUAGGAAGGUCUACUGGACUGGAGUUGAGGUUAACAUGGAAUCAUAUAAGGGGAGCAAGAACAUUACAUGGAUGCAUUUAAUUCCAGGAAAAAUGGAGCUUUUGUUGGUUGAUGACACCAACAGGGCAAGGGUGGCUGAAAUCCACGAGAGGCCUAUGAUGAAGGCAAAGCAUAUUUCUCUUCCUUCGCAGCAGCACCCUUUGAAUUUGAGAGCAUGCGUUUCUGUUGAUGGCUAUUUCUUCCUCGUCUUCACGCAAUUGCAACAUCAGGGUGAAGAUAUUGAUGUUGAGGGUAAAGGGCAUGCAAGUCCUGAAAAAGUGCUUGAUAUUUAUGUUUUGGGUGAUACAAUGAGCUACUUAAAGACAAUCCCUUUGAAUGCAAGAGAAUGCAGAAUAUCUGAUUUGGAACAACUUGUGGCGAAAAUUACAAUCUUCGGAUCUCAAAGCCAGCUUUUACUAUAUAGCCCUGUAGAUGCUCCUGGUUUCAUCCUUUCUUAUGUCCUCAAAACUGCUCUAGCUAGAGAAGUUGUUCAGUUGCAGCAAGUGGAUCAGGUUAAAGCUCCUGAAGGUGAAACGGAAAUUGCUGGGUCUUGCCCUGUUUUGGGUUACAUUUAUCACAUUUUUGACAAGUUUGCUAUAACACCUAAGUUGUUUCAAGAUGCUAAGAAGUGCAUUACAUUCGAAGUGAUAAUGGAAAGGAGCAGAUCAGAUCGUAGCAAUAGUGAGGCAUGUCUCACAUAUUUAGAAGCUCUUAUCAGACAACUCAAGGCUGGAAAAGACAAAGAUUUUUCAAGUAUGAAGAUCCAAUUUAAAGUCAACAAUGUAGAGAAUUGCACAAUUUCAGCUGCAGCAGAGCAGCAGACACAGGUGAAAAUGGGAAUGUGGGUUCGGAAGCUUGUUUCCCUUGUUCCCAUCCAAAUAGCUCGUGCAGAAAACAACGCUAUGGUAGCGCUUAAGGAUGGACUUCAGAUACCCCCUGAUGUUAGUUACGUGGACAGCGUAUCACUUGCUUACUCUAUACGCUUUGGGUUCUAUGAUGCGGUCCUUAACAGUUGGAAGGGCAAGAUUAAGGUCAUUUCUUCCAUGGGAAAACAGAGUAGCGGAAAGUCAUAUUUGCUAAAUCAUCUAUCAGGGUCUCUUCUUGAUGUUGCAGGUGGCAGGUGCACAGAUGGUGUGUGGAUGACCAUUGCAACGGGUGUAGAUGGAGAUGGGAGCGAGGGAAGCAGCUGCUUGUAUGUGCUCUUAGACUUCGAAGGGCUCGGCAGUUUUGAGAGAAGCGAACAAGAGGAUAUGCUUCUCUCUGUUCUUAAUGCUGCUGUGAGCAACAUAACAAUAUUCAACAAAAAGGAUUUUCACUUAGAUAAGGACACAGAAUCAGCUUUCAGCCGGUUCCAGAGUGGGAUCAAUCUACUUAAGCAGGACAAAAAGUUAUUUAAAGGUCUAUUUUACAUUGCCAUCAAGGAUGUGGACACAUCCGAUGUAGAAGAUCUUAUGCAAGAAUUUCAUCAGAAGAUUUCCCAAAUAUGCAGCAAAUCACAAGAGAAUUUCAUUUUGAAAAUGUACGACGGAAAGGUCGAGAUUGCUGCUAUGGCUCCUUAUAAUAGAUCUGAGUAUUAUAGAGAGAGCCUGAGUGAGCUAGCAGAAACAGUGGCAGAAAGAAUCGAUUCUUGCUAUGACAAUGGAUUCAGCUUUUUAAGGGAUCUGAAGCUUAUUAUAGCUCAAAUUGCAGCAAAAGACUGGACUUCUAUUGACAGCAAGCGAGUUGCUGUGACAGUUGAUAUUCUGAGGAGAAAUCUUAUGUCGGCGGUCCGCAUGGGAUGCCUCAUUGUGACAAAUACAAAUGAAGAAUUGAGGGUUUUGGAUAACUUCGACACACAGGAAGAAGUUCUUGAUUUUCCUGUUGUUGUCGGUGAUUCUUCAUGGAAUAUAAGAGAUACAGGAUUGUAUCUCUCACCGUGUACAGAAUCAGAAACUCCAGUUACUAUAAGAGACGUCUUUUCUCAAAUCAGGUCGAAACUGGAGAUGUUUUUACCCAGGAAUGGUAGCAACGGCGAGGAGUGGCAUUCUUCAUUUGAGAGCUUCCUGGAGGCGCUGGCAGAAAGAAGGCAUGCCAGGGUUCAACAGUGGAUAAGUUCAAACACCUCAGAUUUCUCUGAUAAUGAUGAUGUGCAAAGAUUGCAGCUAGAGGCUGAUGUAGCUCUUGGCAAAGUAAAGCAAGGCUUAAUAGUUUGCGGAUGCAAAUGUUCAGUUUGCUUCUGGAGGUGUGUAAUGGAGAAAGGCCAUGGUGAUCAACAUUCUUGCAUGGGAAGUCAUUCGUGUACAGAAAAUUGCAGUUAUUGUGCUCGAGAAGGAGACAGCUCAAGCUUAUGCGGGGAUUUAGCAGGGCAUGAAGGAAAUCACAAUUGCAAAAAGCAAAAUCAUACAUGUGGCGAGAGCUGUUACUUAUAUGAGAUGUCUUCAAAUUGUAAUGAGCGAUGUUCUCUGGCGCCAGGGCACCCUGGCCAGCAUAAGUGUAAUUCUCCUCAACACAUGUGCAGCGCAAAAUGUUCUCUUCCAAGCUGCAAUAAUCCCUGUGCUGUAGCGAUUGAAUCAACCCAUGAAACGCAUCAGUGCCAUGAGAGAUAUUGUCAGAGCAAAUGUACCAUAGAUGGGUGCAGCAGAACAUGUGGGGUUAAAGAUCAUUUCCAUGACUUGGAUCAAAAUGCGGAGCAUUUGUGUGGAAAUGAGCAUGCCUGCACCCAUGAAUGCGAGAUGCCAGGUAUAUGUGAAAUUUUCACCGAGCUUGUCAAACAAACCAGGGUUUUCCAGGGCCAAAGAGGAUCUUUUGAGUAUGAACUUGUGUCGGAGCAAAAUGGCCUUCGCAAAUGCUGUUGCAUUCCUAUUCCUCCCUACGAAAGAAAUCAUCAAGGUCCUCAUGUUCACACAAAAAAAGAAGAUUCUGUGCACUAUUGCGAUACCAGAUGCCAAUCUUGUGGUUACUUCUGCCAGCUCCCAAUUGAUCACGCAGGCUUGCACGAUACAGUGCAUGGCAAUAUGAGAAAUGUAAGUUUCAUUUCAGAGGGAGAAGAUAUUGAUAUUCAAGACCGCAAGUAUAAAUGGGGAGAGUUAGGGGAAGCAGAAAUGUGUAACAUGUAUUGUAAGAAACAGGGUCGAGGGCAUAUCCAUUUGGUUUUUUGUCCGGGCUCCAGCAAAUGCACCGGCAACCUCUAUGAUGGUUCGAGGCACGAAACAGUUAAAUAUGGACCUGAUGUAGAUGUUCCCAAAGAUGAGAUGACUCAUGAGACCUACUGGCAAUAUGUUAGGUUUGUUGAUCCUUGCACCGAAGAAGAGAGGGAAGAUUUUGACCGAUGCAAUCACUAUUGUAAAUCUGAGGAGCAUGAAUCAGAGUCGGGUACUUUUGAAAAAUCAUAUUGCACUGAAAAACUCUGGCAUCCAGCUAUCAAGAGCACUGGACAGAAUGUAAGCUCUGGAGGGUAUAUAACUGAUGAUGGCCAUCAUUUUGGGUGUGAUCAUUCUACAAAUGUCCCUCACCAUGUCAUAUUUACCAUUGACAGAUCAGGUUCCAUGGGUUCCCCUGACAUAAGUCCCACUCUGGCAAAGUUUACUAAUUAUCAUAAUUGUAGACUUGGAUGUGUAUACGAGGCUAUUCUGAGAUUUAUACAAGCCCGCCUCAGAACAAUUUCUGAUGAUUCUGUAUCUGUGGUACUAUUUGAUGAUAUUGCCGAUGUAGCUCUGGAGAUGGAGGACAUGGGAGAAGCUGUUGUUGAUCGCCUUCUUCAGUUUGAAGAUCGUGGAGGAACUAUCUACUCAGCAGGGUUAGAUGCUGCAGAGAAAAUAUUAAUGAAAGGAGCUAGACACCAUGCUGUGAAUGUGAAAAAACCCGUGGUCAUCUUUCUGAGCGAUGGUGGAAACAAUGGUGGAGGGGAUCCCCUGUAUUAUGUGGACAGAAUGAAGAGAUCAGAUCCUAGAUUGACACUUCAUACAAUAAUGUUUGGAACGGAUCCGACAAUGAACAUCCUGAUUGAAAUGGCAAAGAAAGGAGGUGGAACCUUCGAGCAAACAUUAGAUGAGAUUCAACUGGCCCGUAGCUUUGAGAAUCUGGCCGAAAGUCUCAAACCCCAAGUUGCAGCACUGAUGUAAGAGGCAUCCCCUGCCUUCUUUGCUUCCUUUUAAAUUUGUUUGUCUGGUGUUUUGUGUAAUCGUCUGUUUAGUUUUGGAGUCUGAUAUUUGGUAGCCCCACUAUUUGUUUAUUUAAAAAGUGGCUACUUAUGUAGUUGUCUUUGUUGAUAUAAUUAAUCACUAUAUAAUGUUUAGAGGGCAGUUUAUA